Molecule: messenger RNA, 768 nt
Organism: Pieris napi
Lineage: Eukaryota; Metazoa; Arthropoda; Insecta; Lepidoptera; Pieridae
Product: gamma-aminobutyric acid receptor subunit beta-like
Biological process (GO): monoatomic ion transmembrane transport; nervous system process; regulation of membrane potential
Cellular component (GO): GABA-A receptor complex; synapse; membrane
Molecular function (GO): extracellular ligand-gated monoatomic ion channel activity; neurotransmitter receptor activity; GABA-A receptor activity
Source: RefSeq, a predicted model, not a curated record
AUGAAGGCGGUUGAAGAUGCGGUGCCAACACAACAGACGGGUCUAUGGUCAUCGAAUGACUACACAAUAACCCUUUAUCUGAAUCAGUAUUGGAAAGAUGAAAGGUUGGAGUUUGGUUUAACCGAAGAAGUCCUCACUCUCUCUGGAGAUUUUGCCGAUCGGAUUUGGGUGCCGGAUACGUUUUUUGCCAAUGAUAAGAACAGUUUUCUGCAUGAUGUGACCGAGCGUAACAAAUUAGUCCGUCUUGGCGGAGAUAGCAGCAUCACAUAUGGAAUGCGGUUCACGGCAACCCUGGCCUGCAUGAUGGACCUCCAUUACUACCCCUUGGACAGCCAGAACUGCAUCGUCGAGAUUGAAAGCUAUGGGUACACUGUAUCUGACGUUGUGAUGUAUUGGAGCACACCGGUGCGGGGGGUGGAGGAGGCGGAACUUCCUCAGUUCUCGACGGGCCACGGAACGAAUGACAGGAAGGAGAAGUUAGCCACAGGCAUCUAUCAGCGUUUAUCACUAAGUUUCAAGCUGCGACGGAAUAUUGGGUACUUCGUCUUCGAAACUUACCUGCCGUGUAUCUUGAUUGUGAUGCUGUCCUGGGUUUCGUUUUGGAUUAAUCAUGAAGCCACGUCCGCGAGGGUUGCUUUAGGCAUAACAACGGUUCUGACGAUGAUAACAAUAAGCACUGGGGUGCGGAGCAGUCUGCCUCGCAUCUCGUACGUCGAAGCCAUUGACAUAGCGCUACGGGAGUCCUUAUCCAACAAUUUCUGGUAUUAG